Cetraspora pellucida is the source of this 155-nucleotide messenger RNA. The record is from the annotation of a GenBank genome assembly. Lineage: Eukaryota; Fungi; Glomeromycota; Glomeromycetes; Diversisporales; Gigasporaceae.
UGCUUAAGAUAGAUCCAGAUUGGAUCUGGAUCGGAUUCGAAUCUACUAAAUACGGAUCCGAAUCUUUACUUGGAUUCGAUUUGAUUUUUCAGAACGGAUCUGGAUCUUUAGAAAUAUUCGUUAGAUCCGUGUCUAUUAUGCAAUCUUCUUUAUAA